This is a messenger RNA of Gambusia affinis (western mosquitofish), 3510 nucleotides long. It is a transcript of the gene ttyh1, whose product is annotated as tweety family member 1. Lineage: Eukaryota; Metazoa; Chordata; Actinopteri; Cyprinodontiformes; Poeciliidae. The transcript is spliced from 14 exons. The coding region runs from base 710 to 2380 and encodes 556 amino acids. Gene Ontology annotation, cellular component: smooth endoplasmic reticulum membrane; plasma membrane. The record is from RefSeq and is a predicted model, not a curated record. Gene Ontology annotation, molecular function: volume-sensitive chloride channel activity; intracellularly calcium-gated chloride channel activity.
UCAUGUGAGCACAGUUUUUCAUGUAAGGUGUGAGUGGUGUGCUAAAGCUUCCACAAUAAUUUUCCAGUCAGUACAUUUUUACAGUUUGCCUUGGUAACCUGAGCUGGAUUCGCUCUGGUGGUCUGGGCAGAGAUUGGUUGGUUGGAUGGGCGAGCUUUUAGAUGUUCGGUGGGGGUCGGCGGUAGAAGGGAGCGAGUGAGGGGUUAGACCCCACUAAUCCGCGUUAACAGAUUAAUUAUCUUGGAGCAACAUCGUGUCAGUGCAACGUUUUGAACUCGCUUGGGCGUUCAGCAACGAAGGGCUACAAUGCAACGAUAAAGAGUCCCUCAGGGGUGUCUCCUCAAUCCUAAUCCCUCCCUCUCUCUCUCUUUCUCUCGUUCGCUAACCCCUGCUCGCCGAGAGCUCCUCGCCCAUCCAUCAACACAAGCACCUCUCCACUGUCACCAGACAACCACACAGUUAUUGACCAUUUAAUAUUUCAGCAGCUGUUACAGUUGCCACCCUCGUUUUUCAUCCCGUCUCACGUUGGCAUGUCUCUGAGCCGUUUCUUUGAGGAUGAUCAAUUUUCAAGCACGUCCAGCGUUGACGACAGGCACUAUAGCUCUCUGAGUGGGUAAAUAUUUCACGGACACCGGCAAAGAGAGAGAAGACAGAAGGAGACAGAAAUCUCCCAGCAGCCGACUUAGGAGGGGACCGCUGGCAGUGGAAAAUGGCCGCCAUGAUCACAGUGCCCAGCUAUUCUCCUUCAAUAUGGGUGAGGAUGUGUCAUGCCCUGCCCCGGCUGGACCUCAGCAUGCAGAUGAGGGACAACAUCUUCGCCCCCGACAGCUGGGAGUACCAGCAGACUCUGCUCAUUUUGUCCAGUCUAUCGGCCAUCGCUCUCGUCAUCUCCCUCCUGGUGAUCCUGUCCUUCCUCAUACAUUACUGCUGCUGUCACCGCGGGGACCGGAACGAGGGUUCGGAGGAGGAGGACGAUGAUGAAGACGGCAGCACGGGUCAUGGUUACAGCGGGAAGAAGGGGAGGGGCAUCUGCUGCGUCACCUGGGUGGCGGUGGCGGCUGUUACACUGUGCUGUGUUGCCAUAGGCAUCGGUUUCUAUGGCAACAGCGAGGCUCACGAUGGGAUGUAUCAGUUGACCUCGUCUCUUCUCACAGCCAAUUACACGCUAGCUUCCAUCGAUCUGCUGAUUUCAGACACCAUUACUGGACUGCAGCUCUCCGUCUCUGGCCCUCUCAGCUCCAUGGAGGAGAUGUUUUCCGGCAGCAAGCCGUUCCUGGUGUCGACGCGGAACUGCCGGCGACUGUCCGAGAACGUGAUAAACCUCCUCUCCUCCAUCUCCCUGGCUCGGUCCAGCCUGGAGGCGGGGCCGGGAAACGACAGCAGCAUCAGCGGGGCGUCCAUCACGCCCCUGACGCCCGUCCCGCCCUCUGUGGUUCCCACGGUGGUGCCCACCAGCAGCUUGUUGCCCAACCCCUUCACCCCUGGGUGGGCCGCCAACACGCUGAUAGUCAAUGAGGACUACAGGUGGCUGUCGUACGUGUUGCUGCUGCUGCUCGACCUCAUAGUGUGUCUGUUCAUCCUGCUUGGACUGGCCAAGCAAGCCCGCUGGCUGCUCAUCCUGAUGACCGUGCUGGCAUGGCUGGCUCUCUUCCUUAGCUGGGGCUCCCUGGGCUUGGAAACGGCCACGGUGGUGGCCCUCAGCGACUUCUGCUCUGAACCAAACACGUUCGUCCUCAACUCCACCCAGAUCACCACCGGCACCAGCUCAGACGUGUUGGAUUAUUACCUGACCUGCAGCAGGAGCAUGAACAGUCCAUUCCAGCAGCUGCUGACCCAGUCUCAGAGGGCGCUGUCAAGCAUCCACACACACCUCUCCAGCCUGGACAGGAAUGCUCUGCCACAGUUCCCCAAAGCCGAGAAAUCACUCAGGGAGGUUCAGCAGAUACUCAACACCACAGAGGGCAACUUUCAUCAGCUGGUGGCACUGCUGAACUGCAGGAUCCUUAAUAAGGACUACAUUGACUCGCUCAAAGGCCUGUGUUAUGACGGAAUGGAGGGAUUGCUCUACCUCUCCCUUUACUCUUUCCUCUCUGGCCUGGCCUUCACUGCCAUCCUUUGCUCUCUGCCUGGAGCCUGGAGAAGCUUUCCCAGUGAAUCAGAGGAGUAUGACGACUCGGACAGCGAGAGUGAGGACCCCUUCACCUCCCAUCAGGCACGUAGACAGGCAUCCUCGGGGUCUCAGCGAGGGGCAAUGGCCCCCUUCUAUAAUUACCCGGGGGCCGGGUGGACACCCCCCUUUUCUAGUGCGCCGCCCCUCCCCAGUUCAGGUGCACUGCUGUGCCGGAGGGGGAGGGCGUCUCUGACGAGGCUGCGCUCGUAAAAAUCUCCGGCGAUGUGAGGCUCAGGUUGUCAAUAGGUAAACCCCUCGGCCCCCCUACUCCCCACUCCUGCAUCAUCGCUGUCAUCCGUCUCCCCACUGUGGUGUCCGGAUCGCUCAGGUUACUAUCUCCCUGCGAACUGUCCUGCUGCUUUUCUCUCUCCAAGAUCCUUCUGAUCCCCGUUUGGUUCCCCUUCUUUUUCGCUCCCUCCUCCCCUCAAAUCAUUUGGUGCUGUCUUGCUAUAAAUUACUCUGAUUAGUCUCAUUGAUAAUAAUAUUAUCACACAGAUACAAAUAUACUGACAUAUCUUAGGAAGAGAGCAAGCACUAUAGCAUAGUCCACUCAUUUUAAAUUUACUCAGACCUCUGCAAAAACACAAAAUCUUACCAAGUAUUUCUGGUCUAGUUUCUAGUGCAAAUAUCUGUGAAAGAACACAAAAAUAACUUUUAAGCACAAUACCGGAGCUUGCUUGAAGUAAAUAAUUCCUUGAUAUUGAUGAAAAAGUACUAGUUUACCCAGCAGAUUAUUUCACUUUUAACAAGACAUAUUCUCAUGUUAGAAGUGAAAACAAUCUGCCAGUGGAACAAGACAUUACAGCUUAUAAUAUUGGAAAAAUUUCCUGUUCAUAUGACAGAUUAUUUCACUUAUAACUAGUAAGUACAACUAUUUUUUUGAUCAGUAUUAAGGAAUUAUUUAUAUAAAACAAGCUCCUAUUUCUUGUUACUUAAGCUAAUUUUUGUGUAUUAAGAUAUUUGCACUAGAAACUCGACCAAAAAUACUUGGUAAGGUUUUGAGUUUUUGCAGUGUGCAAGUCAAAGUUCAUUAGAGCAAAUAACAUUGGAGCUGGUAUAUUGGUGAUGAAUUAGCCUUAAAUGCAGGUUUCUGUUUGCAUCAGGAGUGGACUGUGUGCCUGUCUGGCCCUCGCAGCGCUUCCAUAGAGGGCCAGUGGUGCUUAUAGUUACACUAAGUGCUGUGCUUUUCUGCACUUUAUUUCUAAUCUCUCUCUUCUUCUUUCCUUUUACCUGUCUUUGGGUCCCGUCACCCUGCGGCCCUCUCGUCCCCCGUGUCAUUCUGAUUGUGUCUCACCCCUGCCUCCCCUUCUCUUCCCGCUCCUUCUCUCCCUCCCUCUUCU